This is a messenger RNA of Benincasa hispida (wax gourd), 1715 nucleotides long. NCBI's taxonomy places the organism in Eukaryota, Viridiplantae, Streptophyta, Magnoliopsida, Cucurbitales, Cucurbitaceae. The record is from RefSeq and is a predicted model, not a curated record.
UAUAAUCUUCCAUAACUCUCAACAGUCUAAGAGAUCAGAAGAAAAAACAAUCAUAUGGAGAUUGAUCUAUCACUCAAAAUAGAUCAUCACAAGGAAGAACUUUUCAAACACAAAAAAGUUCAAGAAGAGGAAGAAGAGGAAGAAGAAGAAGAAGAGGAAGAAGAAGAAGAAAUUGAUGAUCAUAUUGUUGCUUCUACAUCUAGUAAUUUGAAAUUGUUUUUGCCACACAACAUUAAUAUAGGAGAGAUUUCAGAGUUACAAAUGGAAAUGGAUAGAAUGAAAGAAGAGAACAAGGUGUUGAGAAAAGCUGUGGAACAAACAAUGAAAGAUUAUUAUGAUCUUGAAAUGAAAAUUGGUUUCAUUCAACAAAACAAUAGUAACCUCAACAACAAGGACUCUCACAACUUCCUAUCAUUUCAUGGAAAUGAGAACAAGAGACGUGAAGAACCAACAAAACCAGACCUCGAGCUCGGAGAAAUGGCGAAGAAGAAGAGACAAGUUCGGUCACCAUCGAAGGAGGACGAGAUGAGAAAGAGUGAAUUAGGGUUAUCAUUAGGGCUCCACACAAACAACAAUGAUUUGGAUCAAGAAGAUAAUCAUAAAGAAUUAUUACAAGAAGAAACAAGAGAAAAGAAGAAGGAAGAUUCAAUAAUAAUGUCCAACUUCAACUCAAUCCAAAACAAGCCACAAAGGCCUGAAUUGCAAGCAAUGGCACCCCCACAAAACAGAAAAGCUAGGGUUUCUGUGAGAGCAAGAUGUGAAUCUGCCACUAUGAACGAUGGUUGUCAAUGGAGGAAGUAUGGUCAAAAAAUUGCGAAGGGAAAUCCAUGUCCUCGAGCCUAUUAUCGUUGCACAGUUGCACCAGGAUGCCCAGUCAGAAAACAAGUGCAAAGAUGUUUAGAAGACAUGUCAAUUCUUAUAACAACGUACGAAGGAACACAUAAUCAUCCACUCCCUGUUGGAGCAACAGCCAUGGCUUCCACAGCUUCUGCAGCAGCUUCCUUUAUGCACUUAGACUCAACUAAUAAUAACAUUAAUCUUUCUUCUCUUCCAAACCCUAAUAUUCUAAACUCUUCUUCUUCUUCCUAUUCUCCAACUUUCCUCCAAACUCAAAACCCUAAUAAUCAUCAACCCUCAACAAACAACACCUUUUACACUCCAUUAAUCCCCACCUCUUCAACCUCACACUUCCCCCAUUCCUUUAAUUACCCUACCAACUUUCAACCUAAUCAUCUUUUCAAUCCUCUCCACCGCCGCACGUGGAAACCGGCCGACAAUAAUAAGCCACCGUUCACACCCGAGAGUGUCUCCGCCAUUGCUUCUGACCCUAAGUUUCGAGUUGCCGUUGCGGCCGCUAUUUCUUCGCUCAUUAACAAAGAGAAUAACCACAUGACAGCAAUGAAUCCUAUCGAAGAUUCUUCUUCUUUCAGUCCUAGUAAAGAUGGCAAAGGCGGCGGUAGCGACAGCGACGGAGGAAACAAAAAAUUGGUUGUUGAGUCCCUCUCAUCAAAUGGUAAUUAGGCUCUUUUCAAUGGUGGAAAUUUCCAUUUUUUGAGGGAGGUUCAGAGUUAGGGUUGUUUAAUCAUGAAAUGGUUAAGAUUUUUUUUUUUCUUUUUUGUUCUCUGUUUGAUCCAAAUUUGUAUUUAAAUUUGUAGUUUUUCUUACUUUUUUCUUUUCUUUCCAUGAUUUGAUUUUCUGAUAAGAAUUUUGUAAGA